AUGAUGGAGAUGCUUGAAUACAGCCACUAUCAGGUGCAGUCCCACCUGGAUAAUCCCAGCAAGUACCACAUCCAGCAGGCCCAGAGGCAGCAGGUGAGACAGUAUCUGUCCACCACCCUGGGUGGUAAAGUCGGCAACCAGUGUCCCAGCCAGCCCCCUGAGCACGGCAUGCCGCCUGGACCCGGCAGCAGCGCCCCCAACAGUCCCAUGGCCCUGCUCACCCUCAGCUCCAGCUGUGAAAAAGAAAUGGAUGAUGUCAUCGAUGAUAUUAUUAGCUUGGAGUCAAGUUACAAUGAAGACGUUCUUGGACUGAUGGACCCAGGACUCCAAAUCAACAACCAGCUCCCUGUGUCUGGCAACCUUCUUGAUAUUUAUGGUAAUCAAGGACUUCCACUCUCGGGCCUCGCCAUCAGCAACUCCUGUCAACCCAGCAUUAAAAGGGAAUACUCAGUCAAUAAUUUGCCAAUAAUUACUCCAGUUCCUGGCAUGAAGCAAGUACUGGACAAGUCUGGAUCCUGUAGCCAGUAUGAAAACUACCAAAGGCAAGAGGGCUUUCCAGUAGAGGCUGAGGUUCGUGCUAUGGCUAAAGAGAGACAAAAGAAAGACAACCACAAUUUAAUUGAACGAAGACGGAGAUUCAACAUCAACGAUCGCAUCAAGGAGCUGGGAACUUUAAUCCCCAAGUCAAAUGACCCAGACAUGCGCUGGAAUAAGGGCACCAUUCUGAAAGCCUCGGUGGACUACAUCAGGAAGCUGCAGCGGGAGCAGCAGAGAGCCAAGGAGCUGGAGUGCAGACAGAGGAAGGUGGAGCACGCAAACCGUCACCUGAUGCUGCGUAUACAGGAGUUGGAGAUCCAGGCCCGCGCUCAUGGUCUUACAGUGGUGUCAUCCCCAUCUGUCUGCACGUCAGAGUUAUUGGCCCGAGCCAUUAAACAGGAGCCCGUCCUUGGCGACUGCCCCUCAGACCUCUACCAGAACAGCUCGGACCCCGACAUGUCCCCUCCAACCACACUGGACCUGAACAAUGGCACCAUCACCUUUGACCAGAUCCCUUCAGACGGUGGGGACCCCGGCCCCUAUGGAAACUCCAGGACCUGUAAAAUGAAGGAGUUGGUGAGAGACAGCCUCUCGUCGUUUUCCUCGAGUGAUCCCCUGAUGUCCUCUAUGUCCCCAGACGGCUCCGACAACGGCAGCAGCCACCACAGUUCCAGCUCCAGUAUGGAGGAGAAGGAGCACAGCUGUUAG
This is a messenger RNA of Pleuronectes platessa (European plaice), 1245 nucleotides long. It is a transcript of the gene mitfa, whose product is annotated as melanocyte inducing transcription factor a. NCBI's taxonomy places the organism in Eukaryota, Metazoa, Chordata, Actinopteri, Pleuronectiformes, Pleuronectidae. Gene Ontology annotation, biological process: melanocyte differentiation; regulation of transcription by RNA polymerase II. The record is from RefSeq and is a predicted model, not a curated record. Gene Ontology annotation, cellular component: nucleus. The transcript has 9 exons. Bases 1 to 1245 code for a protein of 414 amino acids. Gene Ontology annotation, molecular function: protein dimerization activity; DNA-binding transcription factor activity, RNA polymerase II-specific; RNA polymerase II cis-regulatory region sequence-specific DNA binding.